GUAAAUAUGAAAAUAAGCUACAUGUAGACUCUAUGGCCAAAAUUAAGCCACGUAUGACGUAGCUAGGAAGUCGUUUUGCCAAUUUUCAGAUCAGGUGAUGGUGCCAUACUUGUGAUCAGUUGUAGCCAAGCCUGCUGAGAUGUCUCAGGCUGCAUCACCCAGUGCACAGGAGGGAGGGGACACUAAACAGUCCCCUGCCCCCAAGGCUGGCAAGCUGGAGAGUCUACCUAAAGAAGAUCUAAUCAAGUAUGUCAAGAAACAAGCCAUGCAGGUUCAGAAGAUGAAAGCUAAAUGUGAAGAUUUGGCAAAGAAGAACGCAGAGCUUCAGAGUGAGAAGAAAAGUAGCCCUACAUCAGCGGCGUCAGAUGGGAAGACGAGUAAGAUGGAGGAAGAGCUGAAAGAAUUGAGAGAAGAGAAUGAGGGAGUGCAAGCAGCAUAUAAUGCCGUCCAGCAACAGCUAGCUCAGGCAGCAGAAGUACAAGAGACUCUGCAAGAGGCUCUGAAUGCCGCAUCGGACCAGAGGAGUGAAGCUGAGAAACAACAGCAAGCUGCUGUAGCUCAACUAGAGAAGGCUAACUCCAAGAUGAAGGGUUUGGAGGAACAGAUUCAGUGCAUGGAGAUGAAAGAAGAGACCAUGCGAACUACAUUCCAAUGUUUACAAGAAGAUCAACAAGCAAUCACAAACGAGAAUAAGAGCCUGAAAGAGCAAAUCACAAUCCUGACUGAAGCUAGAGAUCAGACCAUUGAAUCCUUAAAAGCCUUGAAACAAUCUAUGUCGUCAGAAUCAAGCAAGGAUGACGAGACCAAGAGACGGUUAGAUGAAGUCAUCUCAGAGAAAAAUGAGCUUGCCCAGAAGAUUUCUUGUCUCCAGGAAGAUCAGGUGACCAUGUUGCAGGAGAUGGAUUCUUUGAAGUCAGAGCUGAAGAGUGUCAACGAGGAGAAGAAGGAAAUAACGGACGUUUCAAGAAAGGCAAGUGAGGAGGCAGAGGAGGGAUUGAAGAUCAUGGAGGAGGAAAAGCAAGUGAUGAUGAAGGCUGGGGUAGAGUUACAGGAACAGGUAGAGAAUCUCCAGAAUCAACUUGCAGAUGCAGAAGAGGGAUAUAAGACACGCCUUGAGACCCUGAUGCAGACUUCAGAGGAAGCUUCCGGUUGUGCACAACAGCUGCGAGAAGAACUGAAGACGAUGAACGAAGACCUAGCCAGACUACUUCAAGAGAAGGAAGAUCUCAUCAUAACCAAAGAUGAGGCUAAUGCCAGAGCUAAUGCCUUGGAGGAGAAAGCUCAUGAAUGGGAGAGAGAGAAGGAACGAGAACAGACGAAGAUGGAGGAAUAUGAAGAGGAUAUGUCACGUCUCAAAGUCCAGGUGGAAGAGCUGAACACUCUUAAGGAUCAACUGACAAAGCUUGGUGCAGAAAAGGACAGCCUAAAAACUGAAGGGGAGAGAUUGUCUGAAGACAAUUCUAGAUUAACAGCAAGCAUGAGAGAGACUGCAGAGGAAAGAACACAUCUGUCAGAAGAACUUGAGUCUUUGAAAUCAGGUCAGACUGAUUUGAAUCAGGUUCUCCAGAAGCAACUUGAUGAUACCACAAAAGAGAAGAACAGUCUUAAAAAGAAUCUUCAAGAGCUUGAGCUGAGUUAUGGGUGCCUUCAGAAGGAAGCUACUGCAAAAGAGGCUGAACUUGAAGAGAUAAAGAGAUCAGUUGGAGAAAAAGAGCAACAACUUGAGAAAUUACAAGAAGACAAAUUGAAGAAGGAAGAAGAAAUGACCAAGAUUGAAGGUUCGCUGCAACAAUCUCUUGACUCUGCAAAAGAAGAUGCUGAGAGGAUGAAAGAAGAAUUGAAGAGUGUCGGGGAAGGUGUGUCAAGCGAGGAAAACAAAAAGGUGGAGGACCUCACCAACGCCAAGGGAGAACUUGAGAAAAUCAUCAAGGAAAUGAAAGAAGAUGUCGUCAGAAAGGAUGAAGAGAUGAAAGAUUUAAAAGAGAAACUUGAAGAAGUUGAGGGCGCUUUAGAGUCAUCCAGAGAGGAGAAACGAAAGAAGGCGCAGUUGGUGGAAGAUCUAGAAAAGGAAUUGACAGCUCUGAAACACACUAUGAUGAAAGGAGAUAAUGAGAAGAUAGAGGAGAUGUGCCGUAAAGAAGAAGAAUUACAAUUAGCCCUGGGAACUGCAAAAGAAGAUGCUCAAAAGAAGGAAGAGGAGAUGAAAGAGUUGAAGGAAGAGAUGGAUGUAGUGAAGGAACAAUUGAUGCUGAUCAGAAUGGCUCAUCUUGAAAGCAUGCAGCAAAGCUCAGAAUACCAACAACAAGUGGAGACCCUUCAGAAGACACAGAGCUCUACAAGUAAAGGAGAUGAUAUAAGAGCAAGUAAGCUGGAAUCCAAAAAAGCUGAACUGGAGCAGGAGAAAGGGGAAAUAGAGAAGAAAGUUACAGCAUUGCAGAAAGAGGUAGAUCAAGGUAAGAAAAUCAUCGAAGAAUUGCAAGAGCAGAAGGAGCAGCUCCAAGCUUGCAUCACCAAACUUGAAACAGAGAUGAGCUCCACCAUGAAGGAGCUUCAAGACCAGAUGACCUUACAUGAGCAGGAGAAGGAGACGUACCAGGCCAGUCUGCAGGAGCUUCUAGACCAGAUGACCUUACAUGAGCAGGAGAAGGAGACAUACCAGGCCCGUCUGCAGGAGCUUCAAGACCAGAUGACCUUACAUGAGCAGGAGAAGGAGACGUACCAGGCCAGUCUGAAGGAGCUUCAAGACCAGAUGACCUUACAUGAGCAGGAGAAGGAGACGUACCAGGCCAGUCUGAAGGAGCUGGAGCAGGGAGCUGUUCAGGAACGUAGGAGAUUGGAGGAGAAGAUCCUGGAGCUAGAGGGAAGCAAGGAGAAGUAUGCAUCUAACUUUGAGAAGCUGAAGAAAGCAAGCACGGCUAAGGUCCAGGAGCUGCAGGAGCAGAUCAAGGAGCUGAGGAGCUCCAGGGAGCAAGGAGACAACAACAAGGAGACACAGCUAGUACAACUUCAAGAUAAAAUAAGUUCACUGAGUGAUACCGUCACUCAACUCCAAGAUGCCAAUGACAGCCUUCAGUCCAGACUGGAUGAAUUAUUGUCGGAGAAGAAUGCCCUCUAUGCCGACUUGGAGACAGCCAUGCAUCAGAACGAGGUCAUGGGUCAGAAGGAAAGUGACAUUACUCAUCAGGUCAAUGACCUAGAGGUCACUCGGCAGAAGCUGAUUGGUCAAAUGCAAACUAUGCAGUCCAAACUAGAUGGGCAUAUUACUGAGAAUGAGAGUCUGAAAUCAACCGUGGAGGAGUUAAGAUCUCAGAAAGAUGAUGUCACUAACCAGAUGACUCAACUCAGAGAAACAGUAGCUGAACUCAAUGCAAAGAAAGGACAGUUGGAAGAAGAGUCCCUGCAGAGAUCAGCCUGUCACAAUGAAGGGACCCAACAAGAAAUAGUUUCUUUGAAGAAAUCAGUGAGAGAAUCUGAAGAGAAAGUCCAGAAGAUGAAAGCAGUUGCUCUGAAAGCUAAGAAGGAGCUUGACCUUAACAAGAAACAGAUGGUAGCUAUUUCACAACAGAAGGAACAGACACAGUCUGAGCUGCAGACUAUGAGUAAGAGAUAUGAAUCACUGGAAGCUAGGCUCUCCGGGAGUCACCAACAUGUGGAGAACUAUCAGAGUCUACACAAUGAGUAUGAGAAGCUUCAAGAUGAAUUGGAGGCAAAAACUGAGAGGAUAAAAGAAUUGGAGAAGCAGAUUUCAGAAACACAGCAAGACUUGAAUAAUCUCUCGAUGGAGUGUACUCAGACGAAGCAAUUGAAGGAAGAGCUAGUCCAGAGACUUGACGGUCAAGACAAGGAGAUUAAGACUUUAGAGAGGGGCGUGGCCGAGAUGAGGAGCAGGGCGACGGUUGCCGAGGAGGAGAGGGAUGCUGAGAGGACAGAGAAGACAGAGAAAGAGCAACAACUGCAACAGGCAAAUGAGAGAGUUGUCAUCCUUGAGAAAUCCUUGAACGAACAGAAGACAACACAUGAUAACACCACUAGGAAACUAGGAGCUGCUCUUCAAGAAGCCAGUCAGAGCAAUCUUAUGGAUCUGGAAAUAGCAGACUAUGAGAAAACGGUAUCAAGUCUGAACGCAACUAUCGAUGAGAGAGACACCAAGAUUACUAACCUCACAACGGAGGUGGACAGUCUGGAGAAGAGACUAGAUGCAAUGCAGAAUGAAGUCGCUGCGGUAGGUAACCAGCGUGACCAGGCGGAGGAGAGAGCAAACAAAAUCAAGGGGAUGUUGAUGAAAGCUAAGAAGGAGCUCUCUGAUCUGAAGAAGACGGAGAGCGAGCAGAGAAGUGCAGAGGCUGCCCUCUAUGGCCAGGUGGAGUAUCUCACUCAGCAGGCCGAGGAUGGCAAGAUGGAGCAAGCUAAGAUGGCCGCAGACAAUCAGAAACUCAAAGACCAGAUGCGUACAUCCAACGAGUCUAACAUGAGGGCGGUAAGGAGUCUGGAACAGAAGGCUACUCUGCUCCAGGAGGACCUAGACCUAGCCAACAGAGAACUCACUGGCUGCCAGGCUGAGUUUGAGAGCUAUAAGGUCAGAGUUCAUAGCGUCCUCAAGCAACAGAAGACCAGGGAGACCAAUCCUGUUGCCAUGGCAAUGGAUGCAAGGGAGAGAGAGGAGUCAGAGCAGAUGAUGCAAGCCUUGAGGAGUAAACUGAAUGAGACGGGAGAUAAGAUGGUUGCUUUGAGGGCAGAGCAUGAGCUGUUACAAGGAGAGCAUGAUCGUUUGUCAGCGAGACACAGUGAGGUCAUACAAGAUAUGGAGGCUAAAGAAGCACUUGCAAGAGAAAGGUUGGAGAAGCUUCGUAUUGAGAGCCACAGCAGGAACAUAGAGCAUACUGAAUCCAUCAAAGAAUUGACAGCACAGAAUGAGGCCUUGACGUCCUCAUUCAAGAUUCAAAUGAGGCAACUGCAGGAUGAUCAUCACCGAACGAUGGACAGCUUACAGCGCCAGCUAGAGUCCACCGAGAACCAGCUUUACCGUGCGCAGCAGGAGAUACAGAGGAAUAACAGCAUGGUCGUCAUCCCAACACGCACUCCAGUGGAGUCUAGUAAAGAGAGCCCUCUAGAGUCAGCCAUUAGGACAGUGCCUGGGGAGAGAGAACAGGCUGAAGGUAUGGAGCAUACAGAUACAGAGAUACCCAAAAGCAAGCUCCGCCCCACUCUUCCACCAAUCAGCACACAGAGCCCCACCCAAGCCCCGCCCUCUGUACCCUUCGCACAGCUCCUCUCCUCACCGACCGAUGACAGACAGAGCAUCUUCAGCGCGGUCAGCUCUACGGCCGAAGAGGAGCAGCUUAAAAGCCAGUUGACUGCUGCUCAGCAUAGAAUUGACCAUUUCACAGAGAUCACUGGAGAGAAUGAAGCAGCUAUCCUGAGGUUGACAGAGCAAGCAAAGGUCUUAAAGGAAGAGAUCAGACGAUUAGAAAGAAACCAAGCCAGGGAAAAUGCAAUCUCAAACAUGGAAUACUUGAAAAAUGUUGUACUCAAGUUUGUAUCUCUUCCUCAAGGAGAUGAGAAGGGGCGUCUUCUACCAGUGCUGAAGACCAUGUUGAAACUCAGUGAUACAGAGAUCAAGCACUUAGCUACUAUUGCCCAAGGUGAUGAUGCGACACAGAAGUCUGGAUCCCCAGCUGGCUCCUAUCUUCAUCGAUGGUCAGGUGGCCUCUUAUAGGCACCAUGAACACCAUUAACCUUAAGAAGGGGGCAAAUCUGUUAUAGACAUGUUUGACUGUUGAAUCUCAAUUUUAAAGUGCAUUAGAAAUAUAUCCACCAAGAUGAAUACCUUUAUUUUACUUUGUGUCACAUGAAUUUGUAUACUGUAAUGAUACGUGUUGAGAUUUUAUGAUUGUGCCACUGGGCUUUCUGCUUUUAAAUUUCAUAGAAAGGUAAAUAGUUGUGUUCAUAACUUAAAGAACAAAAUUACAUGUAUAGUUCUUCUACGUAUCAUCAAACUUCAUUUGAAUUAUACAUUAUUUGUGUACAUAGUGAUAGUAAUGGGGAAUGAUUUAAUAAACAGAAGAAAAAACCUUCAGGUUUGUAUUUUAUAUAGAGAGGUGUCGUGGUCGAGUGGAUA
Molecule: messenger RNA, 6118 nt
Organism: Strongylocentrotus purpuratus (purple sea urchin)
Lineage: Eukaryota; Metazoa; Echinodermata; Echinoidea; Camarodonta; Strongylocentrotidae
Product: GRIP and coiled-coil domain-containing protein 2
Exons: 28
Coding region: 140-5716 (1858 amino acids)
Source: RefSeq, a predicted model, not a curated record